AUGGGCUGGUGGCUUUAUUCACUAUGGGAUAUUCUUCCUGUACCAAUUCUUCUUGGAAUGUUCAUAUGGACUUUUUCAAUGUGUCUUUUUUCCGUAUUUCUACUUGUGAUUGUUAUCCUACUUCAUGAACGUGCAACGCCAAUAGCUCAAUUAGUAUCUGUACGAAAAGAUCUCUCGUUGGAUGAAACAAUCCCAAAAGGAGGAUUUAGUUGCGACAGUUUAUCCUUAUUGUCACUUCAAACGACACAAAAUGAUAAUGAAGAUCCGAUCAGUUCAUUUUAUUUACGCAAUUGUAACUGCAUAAAAGAGAAUGAAAAGAUGCACUCAUUGCCAUCGAUUAAAUUACGUCCAUCGAUCAAUCAGGAAAAGCAAGUUAGUACUUUGCCAGCACAAUUGUCAACGCGUCGUUCAAUAAUCAGAGAUUUAACUUCGGUAUCGAACUCAUUCACUGAGAAAAAAACUCAUCAAUCGAUCGAUUCACUUUUCAGCAAAGACUCUCUUAUCGAAUGA
Adineta ricciae is the source of this 510-nucleotide messenger RNA. The record is from the annotation of a GenBank genome assembly. NCBI's taxonomy places the organism in Eukaryota, Metazoa, Rotifera, Eurotatoria, Adinetida, Adinetidae.